UUUACAUAGCUGUUAUAUCUGGUUAACAAGGCGGGAGACAACUUAUAUGUUAUGAAUGGCGUUGCUUGACGUAAACACCUAAAGGUCCAGCCAUGUCCAUGUCCUCCUGGUACACUAAAUUGAUCUCUCUCACUAAACAAUUGAGUUCAUACGCGAACCAAGGCAGCCAUGAACAAGCUCUCAAUCUCUUCCGCCAAAUGCACUCUUCUUUCGCCUUACCUCUUGACGCACACGUCUUCUCACUCGCCCUCAAAUCCUGCGCCGCAGCCUUCCAUCCUGUCCUCGGCGAAUCCAUCCAUGCCCACGCCGUCAAAUCGAACUUCCUCUCAAACCCAUAUGUGGGGUCCGCGCUACUCGAUGUUUAUGGUAAAUGCGUCUCUGUUUCUCACGCUCGCAAACUGUUCGACAAAAUUCCCCAGAGGAAUGCUGUUGUGUGGAACGCUAUGAUUUCACAUUAUACUCACUGUGGGAAGAUCAGGGAAGCGGUUGAGCUGUACGAGGCAAUGGAUGUUAUGCCAAAUGAGUCUUCUUUCAAUGCUAUCAUUAAGGGUUUGGUUGGUACAGAGGAUGGGUCUUAUAAGGCAAUUGGAUUCUAUAGGAAGAUGAUUGAGUUUAGAUUCAGGCCUACUUUGAUUACACUUCUUGCGCUAGUAUCAGCUUGUUCUGUUAUCGGGGCGCUUCGGUUGAUAAAAGAGAUUCAUUCUUAUGCUUUUAGGAAUAUGAUUGAGCCGCAUCCGCAGUUGAAAAGCGGGUUAGUAGAGGCGUAUGGGAGGUGCGGAAGCAUUGAUUAUGUCAAACUGGUGUUUGAGAGCAUGGUUCAGAGGGAUGUGGUUGCUUGGAGUAGCUUGGUGUCUGCUUAUGCGCUUCACGGUGACGCUGAAUCUGCUCUCAAAACAUUUCAAGAAAUGGAAUCCGCUAAUGUACGACCUGAUGACAUAGCGUUUUUGAACGUGCUAAAGGCUUGUAGUCACGCUGGGUUAGCUGAUGAGGCUCUUGGUUACUUUAAGAGGAUACAUGAGGGUUACGGUUUGCGUGCAAGCAAGGACCAUUACUCGUGUUUGGUGGAUGUCUUAAGCAGAGUAGGAAGGUUUGAAGAAGCUUACAAAGUGAUUCAAGCUAUGCCUGAGAAGCCAACGGCUAAGACAUGGGGCGCUCUUCUUGGAGCUUGUAGGAACUACGGGGAGGUUGAGCUAGCAGAGAUUGCUGCAAAGGAACUGUGGAAGAUAGAGCCGGAGAAUCCAGCGAAUUAUGUGUUGUUGGGGAAGAUAUAUAUGAGUGUUGGAAGACAAGAAGAGGCAGAGAGGCUUAGAAUGGAGAUGAGAGAUAGAGGAGUGAAGGUUUCACCUGGUAGUAGUUGGUGCUUGUUCAAGGAUUGACAUAUGAGCAUUGUUCAUGAAACUAUUGUAAUGUGUGAUGACAAACCUCAUCAUUAAAGAUUAUGUGAUGAGCUUUCCAUCUUGGACUAAGUGCUUUCACUAUUUAUUUUA
Molecule: messenger RNA, 1487 nt
Organism: Raphanus sativus (radish)
Lineage: Eukaryota; Viridiplantae; Streptophyta; Magnoliopsida; Brassicales; Brassicaceae
Product: putative pentatricopeptide repeat-containing protein At1g03510
Exons: 1
Coding region: 93-1376 (427 amino acids)
Biological process (GO): RNA modification
Molecular function (GO): protein binding; RNA binding
Source: RefSeq, a predicted model, not a curated record